Messenger RNA from Penicillium olsonii, 1521 nucleotides. Lineage: Eukaryota; Fungi; Ascomycota; Eurotiomycetes; Eurotiales; Aspergillaceae. The record is from the annotation of a GenBank genome assembly.
AUGGACCCUUCCGUCGCACAUCGGCCAUGGGAAACUGCCUCGGGCCAGACCAGCUCGUCGCAGACACUACCCUCGAUCUCGACCUUGACAGCACAUAUGCCAGGCACAGGGACACCGGCCGAGAAAUCUCCUGGCAACGCAUCAUUGAACACCAUUGAGCGAGACUCCGGAAACUGGUCAAUGCCGCAAAGUACAAGUAGGAGACCUUCGCCCAAGGAUUGGGAACGGCGCGGUGCUGACCCUGUAGGAUCCUCCACCUACUCGACGACCACCAAUGGCACGGGCAAUAACUAUUCCGCCCUGCACUUCAUCGCCGCGUCGCAACCAUCACCAAAUCGCGGACACCCCGCGGUCGACCGCUCCCACUUCUCUUACGACCAAUCGAAUACCCCCCCUUCAGCUGGAACACAGCAUCCUUCCCCGAAUUUUAACCAACCCAACUCCGCCCUCCCCUCUAUCAACCAGAACUAUGAAGUGCCGCCUCAGCGGGCCAGCGUCGCCGAGACCGAGUCUCGGCGCAGUAGCGUCGACAGCCGCGUCAACCAAGGAAUCAGCUCCCUUGCGAUCAAUCCCGCCUCCCCAUAUCACAGCACCAAUGCUUCUCAGUCCUCCAUCGUCUCUAGUCUCCAGAGGGAGCGGGGAAUUCCCACCGACAUGAACUCAUACCGGGGCCCUCGGUACUCUGGCGGCAGCCAGCCAUUGUCACCGCUGGGCCCUCGUCCGACGGACAACCAGCGAAGUAGUUUCGCAGCCGGUCGCACGGCGCCGGCCAUCUCUUCGAACCCUCGGUCGGAGAUUUACAAUGCGGAGGCACCCACCGCAGGUAUGGCCUACGCCUUCCCCGACCCCGACAUGGCGCGUUCCAGCUCAGUCUCGUCGAAGGGGGAAUCAAAUCCCCCAUUCUCCCGCAAAGGCAGCAUGGCCGAAUCUAUGAACAGUAUGUACUCGGAGCGCAUGCCACGAGGACAACAUGACCUACCCCAAAAUGUACACCACCACUCUCUACAACACAAAGCAGUGCGCGAUUUGAUUGGCGAGGAAGAAGGACCCCCGGGGAGCACGCCCUACAGUCGCACCCCCGAACUUCGUGUAACACAUAAACUGGCCGAGCGGAAACGUCGCAGUGAGAUGAAAGACUGCUUCGAAGCGCUCCGGCUCCGUCUCCCAGCCGGGCAGACCAACAAAUCCAGCAAGUGGGAGACCCUCACCCGGGCCAUCGAUUACAUCACCAUGCUGGAAAAGACCGUCGCGCAAUCGCGACGCGACCACAACGUUAUGCAAUCCGAGCUGGAGGAGAUGCGCGCCCAACUCAGCCAGCAGAACGGCCCUUCCCGAACCCCUUCCAUCUACGAACAUCACCAGAUGAAUCCUACCCAGGUCAAUGGCCAGCCGCAAGGCCCUGUAUUUGCCAAUUUCGGCAACGGCCAAGUCGCGCCAGACCAGCCGCGCACAUUACCGCCACUCAUGAAUGGCUCAGUGGCGCCUAUGCAAGGUAUUCAGUAUACCGAUGAGCGACGGUAA